This is a messenger RNA of Pelmatolapia mariae (spotted tilapia), 1255 nucleotides long. RefSeq names its product dehydrogenase/reductase SDR family member 7-like. Lineage: Eukaryota; Metazoa; Chordata; Actinopteri; Cichliformes; Cichlidae. The transcript has 7 exons. The record is from RefSeq and is a predicted model, not a curated record. Bases 1 to 1008 code for a protein of 335 amino acids.
AUGGAGUCCUGCACUGUAUCUGCACUGAGCUGCUUCAUAGCAUUUUGUUUACUUGUCUGUUUAAUUGGCUUCAUUUUCGCAGAUGCAGACUUCACUCUGCGUUGGGCAAGUCUGACAGGGCAAAGGCCAGAGAGGAAGCUGAAAGGGCUGGUGGUGUGGAUCACUGGAGCAUCCAGUGGUAUUGGAGAAGAGCUGGCCUACCAGCUGGCAAAGUGUGGCUCACGUCUCAUCCUGUCUGCCCGCCAUGAGGAUGAGCUACACAGAGUGAAACGCCAUUGCUUAGAGACCUCUGAACUUAAGGAUGAGGAUAUUCUUGUUCUUCCACUUGAUUUGCUGGAGAGGAGAUCACAUGAGACAAAAACAAAAACUGUGAUUGGGUACUUUGGACACAUUGAUAUCCUCAUUAACAAUGGCGGUCGAAGUCAGCGCUCUCUGUUCUUGGAAACCAGCGUGGAUGUGUGCCAGGCCUUGAUGGAGCUCAACUUCUUAGGUACGGUCUCUCUAACCAAGCAGGUGCUGCCUCACAUGACACAGCGAGGCAGGGGGAGCAUCGUGACUGUCAGCAGCCUCUUUGGCCUUACCGCUGCGCCUCUUGCAACAGGUGCCUCUGCUAGCAAGCAUGCACUUCAGGGUUUCUUUAAUUCCCUUCGAACUGAGCUGACUGACUAUCCAAAAAUACUAAUUAGUACAGUGUGUCCAGGGCCCGUCCAAUCACAAAUCGCCAAAAAUGCCUUUACAGCAGAAAUAAACAAGCCUCCACCCACAGUUGGACAUCUGAAGAGGAUGCCAACAGAUCGCUGUGUGCGUUUAAUGCUAGUGGGAAUUUCCAAUGGUGUCAAAGAGAUGUGGAUUUCUCAGCAGCCCAUGCUCCUGCUUUACUACGCCUGGCAGUAUGCGCCCACAUUCGCCUGGUCCGUGUCCGACAGGUUGGGCAGAAAAUGGGUGCAGAAUUUCAAAGCUGGUCGGGAUGCAGACUCUGCGAACUUGACUAAACCGAAGACCUCCUGAAAAUCACAUCCUCAAGAGGAAAUUGCAUUCCUAAUGUUGGACUUUGUAUUUUUCUCUCCUUUUUCAAAAUGUCUGCUUUCAUGUCAUGUCACCUUGGGAUGGCUGUUGCGGGCGAUAAACUGGCGAUGUAUAAAUGAAAUUGAAUUGAGUCUUGAAGUAAAUAUUUAGAGACAUAACUGAUUUGAAAGCUCAGUGCCCUCUUCCUAUCUUAAAUGAAAUGUUUGUAACCAAUAAUCAACUUGUGGUA